Molecule: messenger RNA, 7079 nt
Organism: Dunckerocampus dactyliophorus (ringed pipefish)
Lineage: Eukaryota; Metazoa; Chordata; Actinopteri; Syngnathiformes; Syngnathidae
Gene: adamts10
Product: ADAM metallopeptidase with thrombospondin type 1 motif, 10
Exons: 29
Coding region: 416-3808 (1130 amino acids)
Biological process (GO): extracellular matrix organization; proteolysis
Cellular component (GO): extracellular matrix
Molecular function (GO): metalloendopeptidase activity
Source: RefSeq, a predicted model, not a curated record
AGGGAAGCUCAAUGGCGCUGUGCUGACAGGGAAGGAGUCAAGUCUCCUCAGUCAGCCACCGGCGCCUCCUCCGCUCCGGGACCGACCACGGAGAGCAGCAACGGCGGAAGCCUGUGCCUUACACACCGGGAGUUAAGGGCUACUGAGAGGAGUCCAGUACUACAUUUGCUUCGAGCUGGUUUCCUUGCAGGCCUGUUUACAUCUAUGAAGCCUUCUCCUGGAUUCAUCAUCACUACUUGCUGAGAGAGAAGCUGCUAUGCCUGUCUCCACGCUUCCUCAGACCAUGGCCCAUCGGACCAUCGAGCUGUCCCACUGCUAGGCGAGGGGGAGCCGCAGAGGCCAGGAGACAUGUUGGGACAGAGGCCCGGGAACCACUGCACUGAAUUCUUUUACUUUAGCUACUACUGUAGUAGCCAUGGAAACGCUAUGGAGGACUGCUCUGAUCUGCACAGUCAUCGUUGUAAUGGGUGUCGCAGGAGUUCACAGGGAUGAGUUCUCUCAAUCACAAGCUGCCUUCCUGUCCAGUCUAGGCCAAUAUGAGAUUGCAAUUCCAGUACGCGUAGGGCCUGAUGGUGGGACGCUGCACACAAGAACCUCUCAGCACCGAAGAAGAAGACGUGGCACGGAAGAAAAAAUAUCAUCCGACACCUCUCUCUACUAUCAGCUCUCUACGUCACGUCACAACUUUCUGCUGAACCUGACCCUGCAGGGAGGCCUGCUUUCCCGCCAGUUCAGGGUGGAGUACUGGAAAAGAGGCAGAUUAGCCUGGAGUCACCCUUACUCUCCCCACUGCCAUUAUGUAGGACACCUCCAGGACCAGCCACACUCCAGCAAAGUGGCUCUCAGCAACUGUAACGGCCUGCAGGGGGUGAUCGUUGCGGGGGAAGAAGAGUUCUUGAUUGAACCCCUUGUGUCACCAGAUAACCAAACCAAUCCAGAGAGGGGGGAGAGAGCUGAGGGGCGCCCCCAUGUGGUUUAUAAGCGCUCAUCGCUUCGCCACCAGUACAAAGGCCAAUCUUGUGGAGUCAUUGUGUUUUUCAGGAAGCUUUCUGAUGGCUUCUGGUCAAAUAUCUCAGUUGAGAGCAUCAUCUGUUCUUCAGACGAGAAGCCUAUGAAAGGCUCAUCAUGGUGGCAGAGGACACUGAAGAUGCCUCCUCAUCACGUCGGCCGAGGCCAGUUACCACUGAAGCGUUCGGUGAGCUGGGAGCGCUACGUGGAGACUCUGGUGGUAGCUGACAAGAUGAUGGUGGGUUACCACGGUCGAAGGGACAUCGAGCAGUACAUCCUGGCUCUCAUGAAUAUUGUUGCCAAACUGUUCCAGGAUUCUAGCCUGGGGAAUGCAGUCAACAUCGUAGUAACGCGGCUCAUCCUGCUCAUGGAGGACCAGCCCACUUUAGAGAUCAAUCAUCACGCGGGGAAGUCUUUAGACAGCUUCUGCAAGUGGCAGAAAUCGAUCCAGCACCGGAGCAGCUAUGGCAACGCAAUACCUGACAAUGGCAUCGCUCACCACGACACGGCUGUGCUCAUCACCAGGUAUGACAUCUGCAUCCAGAAAAACAAGCCCUGUGAAACCUUAGGCCUGGCUCCUGUUGGAGGAAUGUGUGAACCAGAGAGAAGCUGCAGCAUCAAUGAGGACAUUGGCCUGGGAACCGCUUUCACUAUUGCCCACGAGAUUGGACAUACGUUUGGAAUGAACCAUGACGGUAUUGGGAACACGUGUGGACCACGUACCCAGGAGACGGCCAAGCUGAUGGCUGACCACAUCACCAUGAAGACGAACCCGUUCAUCUGGUCGGCCUGUAGCAGGGAUUACAUCACCAGCUUUCUGGACUCAGGUAUGGGCUCCUGUCUGAACAACGUCCCUCCCAAGCAGGAGUUUGUGUACCCCACCACAGCCCCGGGUCAGGCCUAUGACGCAGACGAACAGUGCCGCUUCCAGUAUGGAGUCAGAUCUCGACAAUGUAAAUAUGCAGAGGUCUGCAGUGAGCUUUGGUGUAUGAGCAAGAGCAACCGAUGCAUCACCAGCAGCAUACCGGCAGCGGAGGGAACGAUCUGUCAGACCAACACGAUUGAGAAAGGGUGGUGCUACAAGAGAGUCUGUGUGGCAUAUGGGACGCGUCCAGAGGGCGUCGAUGGAGGCUGGGGACCAUGGUCGCCCUGGGAAGAGUGUAGCAGGACUUGUGGAGGUGGUGUCUCCUCCUCGAUCAGAUAUUGCGACAGCCCAAGGCCAACCAUUGGUGGAAAGUACUGCCUUGGGGAGAGAAAGCGCUACAGAUCCUGCAAUAUUGAUGAGUGCCCUGUCGGCUCACAGGACUUCCGGGAGAUCCAGUGUUCGAACUUUGACAGUGUUCCAUUUCGAGGGAAGUUCUACACAUGGAAGCCGUACAGAGGAGGUGGGGUGAAGACCUGUUCUCUGAACUGCCUGGCAGAGGGAUACAACUUCUACACGGAGCGUGCACCAGCAGUAGUGGAUGGCACGCCAUGCCGAGACGACUCUCUGGAUGUGUGUGUAAACGGCGAAUGUAAGCACGUUGGCUGUGAUCGCAUUCUCGGCUCGGAUGUUCGAGAGGACCGCUGUCGGAUCUGCGGAGGUGACGGGAGCAGCUGCGAGUCUGUGGAGGGAGUCUUCAAUGACUCUCUACCAGGAGGUUACGAAGAGGUCAUCCGAAUCCCUAAAGGUUCAGUGUUCAUUCACAUACAGGAGCUCAACGUUUCCCUGAACCACCUUGUGCUGAAGAGUAAAAGUGAUCAGUACUUCCUCAAUGAGAAGCUGACCACCGACACGCCGCACAGGUUGGAUGUUGCUGGAACAACAUUCCACUACAGACAGCCUACUGAUGGACCAGAAACUCUUGAGGCUCUGGGACCAACAAAUAUGACCCUCAUUGUCAUGGUGAUGGUCCUGGAGGAGAACCCUGGAAUCCACUAUCGUUUUAACCCCCCUGUCAACCGGGAUCCCCUGGUUGGUUAUGCCUGGUACCACACAUCCUGGUCGCACUGUUCUGCACUCUGCGCUGGAGGUGAGCAGAUCCAGCAGGUGGUGUGUAGGAAGCUAUCAGAUCAUUCCAUCGUUUACAACCACUUCUGUGACAAGAAGAACAAACCCAAAGAGAGGCGGCGAUUCUGCAACACCGAGCCGUGUUCCCCAACGUGGUGGACAGGAGAGUGGUCGGAGUGCAGUCGCAGCUGUAAUGGCGGCCUGAGGACCCGCGAGGUGUUAUGCAAAAGGAGGCUCUCUGCAUUAGAGGAGAAAGUCCUGGAUGACUCAGCCUGCCCCCCUUCUCGGCCUCCAUUCACUGAACCCUGCAACAACCACAGCUGCCCCCCAGAAUGGCUGGCCCUGGACUGGACGGAGUGUACGCCCAGCUGUGGUCCUGGCUACAGGCGCCGAGCGGUUUUGUGCAAGAGUGGGGAGAGUGGGGACACGCUGCCAGAGUCCAAGUGCCCCAAGUAUGGCAGGCCCACCUCUAGAGUGCGCUGUAACCUGAAGCGCUGCCCUCCACCUCAGUGGGUGAUGGGUCCUUGGGGAGAGUGUUCUGCAAAGUGUGGACUUGGUCAAGAGAUGCGAUCGGUGCAGUGUCUGACACACAUCAGCAUGCCAUCCAACGAGUGUCCGGAACAUCUACGGCCUGUCUCCAUGCAGCAGUGCAAGAGCAAAUGUGACCUCAGUCUGCCUAUCAGCACGGACAAUGUCGAAGAGUGCAAAGAUGUGAACACUGUGGCCUACUGCCCCCUAGUGCUCAGGUUCAAGUUCUGCAGCCGACCAUAUUUUAGACAGAUGUGCUGCAAAACAUGCCAGGGACACUGAUCUGGACGUGGUGGACCUCACCGCAUCACACACACACACACACACACACACACAUAAAAUGAGCCUUGUGGCAGCACCCCGAGAGAGGGAGCUUUUGGGAUGCUGCCAGACACCCAGUGAUGCCAUGACUGUUCACGGGGACCUUUUGCCAGCCAUGUGUCCAUGUAAGAGCGGGCCUAUGCAGCCCGGGCUGAAUUCUACAUUCCACUGGAGGGAGUAUUAUUUUCUUGUAAUAUUAUGGUGCUACUCCUGCAGCCUCCCCUUGGCUACAGGACGGGUUGCAGUAUUGGUUAUCGGGAGGGCCGCUUUGUGUUUACUCUGGCCUAAUUGUUAAGCUUGAUGUUAAAAAUUUAAUGUUUUUGUUUAGCUAUUAAAAAAUUCACUUUACACAGAUCCUCCAUGAAAAAGGAAUCUCUUACAUUAUGAAAGAAGAGUUACCUGAUAGUUCUUACUUGAUCACUCGUUAUUUUGUAUGCAUAUCUAAGUGUUCAUCAAGUCAGUUAAGCAGUUUGAUUUGCACAAAGCGUCAUCAGUCCCGUGACUUGCAUACAGUAUAUUUGUGUUUGUUUUGGCAUCGUGUGAGUCCGCGCUUACUUGCAGAGAACCGUCACGUCAAAAAUGUCCUAAAGUCGCCGCAUUUGUAGCGUUGACCGUUUGGUGUUUGGCAGCUUUUAACGGAACCUCCGAAAGAAGGUCAAGCGGCUCCAUUUUGUGCCGAGUCGCUCUAUUUUUGGACCACCGAGUCGACGGUUUGAGCGACUUUAAAUACACGCGGAAAUUCAGUGUCAGAGCGGAGGGAGCCAUUGUGACUCACUGUCUAAUUAUACACUGUCUCCUCUGUGGCAUAGUCAGAUGAUUAAUGACCGGAUUGAAUUCAUCAUUCAAACUGGUGAGAAGACGUCUUCCAUGCAUGUAAACAGCACAUGUAAAUAGACAAAAGUCUUUUUUACCUCCCCCUAAAUUGUCAUUCUGCAUCUCGACAUUUUGGUCCUUUCGGAUGGACUAGAGCAGGGAACAUUACUGUUCUUCUGGAUGACUGGGCAAACAUUCCCACAGGUAUCCUCCCGUUCUAGCAGCACCUUGAGAUUUUCUUCCAUGUUCACCUCAAAGGUGUAACCGUGUUCCAAUACUUUUGUCUGUUUCCCCAUAAUGAUGCUGCACCAAACGUAGCAUCUCUGAGACUGGUGUCACAGACACACAAAAAUCAUCUUUCUUUUUAAGAACAGUUUCUGAACUCUUACUAGUCAAAUUGGGUUUGUAUUGUAAUGAUGGCGAUGCUGCUGAGGAUUUAGUCGCCAUGUUUGACCGCAUCAUUCCACUGUGGCCUUGACACAUGAAUGCAGCUGUGCAUGCGUGACUCUCCUCUUCUUUCUUUUUCUGGUGCUUUCAUCCGGAAGGGUGCUGUUCGUUCAUUGUUUUGCUACAUUUGCGUCCAAGUUGUCGUCUCGACAUUUUAUCCAGUUCCAUUCGCAGAUCACCCUCUGUCCUCCCUCUCCCCCACAAAAUCGACACAUGAAGGGCCAGUUUGAAGAAUGCUUGGGUAGCUUUUUAUGAGCGUCUGCCCUGUACAUGGUUUUAAAAUGGAAAUAUUAAACCAAUUAAACAUGGCUUUGGUUCAAAAUGAGCUAUCUGUGCCACAAUGUCACACCUUGUGAAAUAAUAGGUGUCUUCACUUCAGCUGAUACACACAUUUUGACACACAACGACAGCAUCAUUAUAUCACAUGGGUUUAUUAGUGCGGUUGUAGUUUGUAGUGGUGAAACUGUACCGAAUCAUAGUGAGAGGUGUUCCUAUUUUUCUUGUUACCUUGUUUCGGUACAGUGUCCAAAAAAGCUUGCUUUCGGGUGUCAAAGAUUGCAUACUCCGUGGUCAUUUUAUUAGGUACUCCUGCAGAGUUAAAUGAGAUCCUACAUUUUGAUUUUUUUAUAUACAGUGCUGUGAAAAACUGUUUGCCCCCUUCCUGAUUUCUUAUUUUGUUUGCAUGUUUGCCACACUUAAAUGUUUCGGAUCAUCAACUGAACACAAAGUGAAGUUUUUAAAUGAAACUUUUUUAUUAUUAAGGGAGGAAAAAUCCAAACCUACACUGCCCUGUGUGGAAAAAGUCAUUGCCCCUCUAAAUAACUGCUUGGGCCACCCUUAGCACCAACAAUUAAUAUCUCACUGUGCUGCUGAACAGAUGCGUCGUAAUGCUCCACCAAGUCAACCGUGCUACGCGUGUAUGGGUGUGUUAAGAAGCAGAAUUACCAUGCCAUCUACUGUACAGAGUUGUAAUAACAAGCUACACAGACGGUCUCAUUAUAACGUGCUUAUGAGCACCAAAUCUAUCUGUGGUGGCCCGCAUUACAAACAAAUACAGUCUCCAAUUCAUAAUUCUAAUGGAUUAGAUUUGAUAUAGCGCUUUUCAAGGCACCCAAAGCGCUUCACAAUGAAUUGAAGCCAUCAUUCAUUAACUCCGCAGUCACACUCUGGUGGUGGUCAUCUACAUCUGUAUCCACAGCUGCCCUGGCUGCCAAUUCACGCCUACGGUCUCUCCGAACACCACCAAACAUUCAUCCACCUGUGUGGGCAGCUCUGGAGGCAAGGUGGGUGAAGUGUCGUGGGUGAAGUUUCGACACAACAGUGACUGUGUGGAGGGAGCGAAGAUUGAACCACCAACCUUCCGGUUUGUGGACAACCUGCUCUACUUCCUGCUCCUCCUCUCUGAGAACCCGUAUCAGAUGAUGUGGGCAGUUUUGUGAUGACACAAACAUGAUGUAACCACAGCCAAACCCCAUCAUUUGACCACGAAUUUGAAGAUCCCUUUGCAGGUGUCACCAUCAGCACUGGAAACGGACCCACCGAGUCAUCUCCCGCCCUUUCGACAGGCGGUGAUCUCAGCCUUUACCUGAUGGAGUGGAGUGUGACAGAAAUGGAGAAGUCACAACUUUAGCUCAUGUGCGCUUUGUGAGCGUAUGAGGAACUCGAAGCUUCACUGGAUGUCUUGUACAUGGCAGGCACCUCUGACCUUUACUGCUGUCGGAUGGCGGUCUGACACAGUCCAUCUGGUGCUUUUUGAACCCAAAUCCACUCACUGGGCAGUGUGCACCCGACUGGACCGGAACAGCGGAGGCCCACUGGGACAAUGGCAAAAUACCACUGGCAGAGUCAAAAUGUCAAACAAAGUGGAGUGGACGACAUGGUCCUCCUGUCCAAGAUCACCGAGGACGCCAUUGUGGAGAACCUGAAGAAAAGAUACAUGGACGACUACAUUUUUACUUACAUCGGUCCUGUG